This is a messenger RNA of Scutellospora calospora, 192 nucleotides long. The record is from the annotation of a GenBank genome assembly. Lineage: Eukaryota; Fungi; Glomeromycota; Glomeromycetes; Diversisporales; Gigasporaceae.
AUGAGGAACAAAUUCAUUAACAAUUUUAAAUUAGAAAUCAGAUUAUACUUGUUAGCUUCAAAAACAUCAUAUACUGUGAUUGAUACAAUGCAUAAUAUUAGAUUUUCUUCCUGCUAUCAGACAGUUCUUAAUUAUAUGAAUAAACUUGCUAAUAAUUAUCUUGAAAAAAUUAGAGAAUAUUUCUCUAAACAG